UCACCCUCCCCCAAAAAACGUCAAUUAAACACCGUCAAAUUCCCUCACUCAUUCCUUGUUUCUUUCACCCCCCCUCUCCAACAUCCCUCCUACUCUCACAUUCCCUCAUUCCUCUCAUUCUCUCAUUCUCUCUCUUCCUUUGAAACUUCCGCCAUUGAAGCAGUCAUGUCGGACCAUCCAGAGGAGCAUCACGAGUCAUUGAUGGAGAAGAUCUCUGAAAAGAUCCAUGGUCACCAUGAUUCGUCAUCGUCUUCCUCUGACGAUGAGGAUGAUAAGAAGAAGUCAUCGGUUGCUCCUUCUGCUGCUCAUGUUCCACCGCCUGAGGUUGUUCCUGAGGCGGAGGUGUCGGCGGCGGUUCCUGGUUCUCCUUCGGCUUCUUCGAAGAUCUAUCGCCUUUUUGGUCGCCAGCAGCCCGUUCACAAAGUCCUUGGUGGUGGAAAACCUGCUGAUGUUUUCCUAUGGAGGAACAAGAAGAUUUCUGCCACUGCACUUGGUGUAGCUACUGUUAUUUGGUUCAUCUUUGAGCUUCUUGAAUAUCACUUGCUGACCUUGCUCUGCCACAUUUUGAUCGUCAGUCUUACAGUCCUUUUCCUAUGGUCAAAAGCUUCCACAUUUCUCAACAAGUCUCCUCCAAGUAUACCCGAUGUUCACAUUCCUGAUGACGCUCUCAAGGAAUUUAUCUCAGUAGUGAGAUUUGAGAUCAACCGAGCUCUUCAUGUGCUACGGGACAUUGCCUCUGGGAAAGAGCUUAAGAAAUUCCUCGCUGUGGUAGCCGGCUUGUGGGUUUUGUCAGUUGUUGGAAGCUGCUUCAACUUCCUUACACUAGUUUACCUAUUGUUUGUUCUGUUGCACACCGUACCCGCACUCUACGAGAAGUAUGAGGACCACGUAGAUACCUUUGCCGAGAAGGCAACAAGGGAGAUCCAGAGGCAGUACGCCGUAGCCGACGAGAAGUUCUUGAGUAAGAUUCCAAGAGGGCCUUUGAAAGACAAGAAGGCUGCAUGAUGAUGAGAGAAUUUUAGAGCUAGCUAUGAAAAAGGUUCACUACUCUUGACAUUUGUGCUGCUGCUACUGCUGUUUUUUUGUGUAGAAGUUACUGAAACUGUUUGUUUUUUUCGACGUAAAUGAGUUCAUAUUUGAAAUGAACCCAGGUGCUUUGUAACAUAAGUUUAUAGUCCUGGAUUCUGUUUAAAUACCUAAAUAGUUUUUACUAGUUGAGUAUUUAUGUUCACUUGUUCAGUAGCUUUUCGAUAUUGUAGGAGAGGACAUAGUUGAACAAUAAAAUGUAUUUUUGCA
This is a messenger RNA of Spinacia oleracea (spinach), 1296 nucleotides long. Its product is annotated as reticulon-like protein B4. The transcript has 5 exons. Bases 166 to 1005 code for a protein of 279 amino acids. Gene Ontology annotation, biological process: response to bacterium. Lineage: Eukaryota; Viridiplantae; Streptophyta; Magnoliopsida; Caryophyllales; Amaranthaceae. The record is from RefSeq and is a predicted model, not a curated record.